UCUCGGCGGACGCCGUGGGGGUUCCCUGAGAUCGGACAGGGACGAUGCGCUGUGCCUGGGGACGCGUUGUUUUUCUCCUCGAGGGAUAUAAGGGAGCACGGGAAUCACAUCUCUUUUCUCUUUUCUCCAUCAUUCAUCCCCCGCUCGCUCUUUAUAACCCCCAAUCCUAAUCCCCUCACCCACCACAACCUUUCAACCCACCACCCACAAUGCACGCCACCACCGUCCUCGCUACCCUCCUUGCCACCCUCGCCGUCUCCAACGCCCUCCAGGUCACCAGCCCUACCGAGGACGACGUCUGGUCCUCCAGUGGCUCCCAGACCAUCUCUUGGGACUCUGUCUCUACCGACCCCGACACCUUCGUGAUUGAGCUCGUCGAAUCUGGUGGCCAGAACGGUGUUACCAUCGUCAAGAACCAGACUUCCAGCGACGGCUCUGUCACCGUCUCUUACCCCGACGGUGACUGGCCCACUGGUACCGCUUUCCAGGUUAACCUCCUCUCUGCAAAGUCUGCCAUCCUCGCCCAGUCUGACCAGUUCAACAUCACCGAGUCCGACUCUUCUUCUUCAUCCUCUUCUUCCGAGUCUAGCUCUUCUUCAAGCUCUUCCAGCGCUUCUUCGAGCUCUUCCUCUGCUUCCAGCAGCAAGGCUUCCACCACCUCUGCCGCUGUCGCCAGCACCUCCGCUGCCGCUUCUAGCAGUGGCGCCGGCUCUGCCGCCGCUAGCACUUCUACCUCUGGCUCCAUCCCCAACUCUUCUGCCGCCGCCUCCUCCUCUGCUUCUUCUGGCUCUGCCCUUACCUCCUCCGUCGCCAUCGGCUCCAUCGCCCUUGCCUUCGUUGGUGCUUUGAGCGUCAUUGCCUAAACGCCCACUCUUCCUGUAUAUAGCCUGUGAAGAAUGCCGUGGUGUCAAGACGGCUAGACUUUUUCCUCUUUCGUGGUCGUGGUCGGUAGUACAAAUACAGCGCUCUUUGAGUGCCAGUAGCUUUAUAUUCGUCGGUUUACAUCGUAUGGACAAUUUUCUUAGAUAUCUCGGUCUGGUUACCCCUUAUUGAUAUGAAUCCUCUAUCCAUUCUG
Messenger RNA from Cryptococcus amylolentus CBS 6039, 1075 nucleotides. RefSeq lists its product as hypothetical. The record is from RefSeq and is a predicted model, not a curated record. The transcript is spliced from 3 exons. The coding region runs from base 210 to 863 and encodes 217 amino acids. NCBI's taxonomy places the organism in Eukaryota, Fungi, Basidiomycota, Tremellomycetes, Tremellales, Cryptococcaceae.